Misgurnus anguillicaudatus (oriental weatherfish) is the source of this 4733-nucleotide messenger RNA. Lineage: Eukaryota; Metazoa; Chordata; Actinopteri; Cypriniformes; Cobitidae. The record is from RefSeq and is a predicted model, not a curated record.
UAACAAAACCAGCAACAAACAUCAUGACAUUUAACUCAUUUAUGUUUGCUGUAUGAAUUUUCUUCUGUUGAAAUGAUCAAAUAGAAAUGUGAGUGUUAAGAUUUAUAAGUAUUGUGCUCUCAUUUAUAUUUGAUUUGUUUCACUUUUAUUGUUGUGAGCCAGCCAAUCACAUUGCAGAGUGUAUGUCAUGUGACCUAAUCAGUGACUGAAUUUUCAUUUUCAUGAUGGUAGUUUGUGAAGUUGUUACAGGAUAAAUUUCCAACCAUUUGGAACGAGAAUCUACCAAAAUCUUUCUCAAGGGUCCUGUAUAAUCCACGUGUGACCAGCAGACAUCAGAUGAUCACAGCCAGAACGCUUGUGUCGAUGGUGCCGGCCGGUGAUCAGACCCACAUUCUGUGUCUGAGCUGUGAUACGAGACAGAGCUGUGAUCAGACCUCAUAUCUGAUCAUGUGACAGUCUUUGUGUCUGUAAUGUCUCUCCUUACACACUUACGUGCUACAACCUGCAGGUUAAGGACACAGGUGCUCUUUCCUAUGAUGUUUGACGCAGUGCACUGAUACAGGCCGGAUGUGCUGGUGAUGAUGUUUCUCAGUGUCCCUGCAUCUGAUCUGAGAACAGCACCAUCAGUUAUCUUAUACAUUUCAUUCAUCUGCACAUUCAACACACACUUUAGAUUUCAGUGGAGAAAAUAAAGAAACUGUGAAUAAUGUUUCUAUUGUCUAUGACACACUGCAGAAUAACUGUAAUAACACAAAUGUCCUGUAGGUGGCAGUGGAGGCGGAGUUUUCUUUACAUCUUUUAAUGUAUAAUGUCUGAUAAUUAUCUUGAUAUUUUGUCUUUUUAUUCAAUGAAAUGUUUAUGUUAGCACAAUUAUAUUUUAUGUACAAUUAAUCUUUUAAACUAAAAGUGUGUGUUUUUUAAGACCUCGCUGUGUUUAUUAAAUCAAACACUUGAUAAAGUUCACACUAUGAUAAAUACAUGAAUGUAAAUGUAGUUCACACAAAUAAUAAAAUAUCACUUAGUCUACAUUAUAUUAAACUCAUAUGACUUUAUUAGGCUUACAUUAGUUAAACAAAAGAGGAGUAAUUUUGAUUUGAGUUUAAUUAUUGUUAAUGCUGAUGUGCUCUUUGUUUCAUGCAGUGAAUGUAAACAUAUUGACUCACAUUAAUGAUUAAGUCUCGUUUAUAAAUUAAAUCUGUUAAAUUAUUUGUAAUCAGAUGUUUAAUGUUUGUUUACUGUCAGCAGAGGGAGAAACACCUCAAACACUUCCUCAUACAAUAGUGACGUCACAGAUGAAAGUGAAAGUAAAUUGUUUCGUGUUUAUCUUCCGCCAUUUUAAACAGGUAGAGUUGAUUUCUUAACAUACCGAUGAUCAAAGUGAUUAAUAUAACAUGUAUAAACAGCUUUACAGGUAUUUUUGUGUGUGUAGUUGAUGUAAAAGUUGUAGUAUUUUGAGAAAGUGAAUCCAGUCAGAUUGUGAUGACAGCGAGUGUUCAGGUGUGUUCAGUAUCAGUUGUGGAGAUCAGAUUGAUCAGAUUCACCUCUGCAGCUCCAUCAUGGGUCAAACACAAACAUCUCCAGGAUGCAGUUCAGAUCAUCAGAAGAGAUCAGAUUCAGAGAUCAGUUGUGUGUCUAUGAAGAGUGAUGAGUCUAUGAAACAUCCAAUAAAGUUUAAGAGUGAAGAGACACGGCCUGUUAGAAGUUCAGAUCAUCAGAAGAGAUCAGAUUCAGAGUUCAGCUGUGUGUCUAUGAAGAGUGAUCUGUCUAUGGAUCUGCCAAUAUACUUUAAGAGUGAAGAAACACAGCCUGCACACAGACGAAUCAUAACAGAACCCGACUGUAAGGGGAGGAAGAUUGAGCAAUUUGGGAAUAAACUACAAGACUUCAAUAAAAACAUGAGUCCUCAUUUCAGUCAUGACUCUGAUCUUGCUGAAGUCCUGAACACAUUCAGAUCAAAUCUGAGGAAGAAGUUUGAGUGUUUGUAUGAGGUAACAUCAAAUAAGAGAAACCCAACACUACUGAAUGAGAUCUACACAGAGCUCUACAUCACAGAGAGUGAAAGUGGAGAGAUCAGUAAUGAACAUGAGGUGAGACAGAUUGAGACACAAUCCAGAAGAACAACAACAGAGGAGACACCAAUCAAAUGUGAUGACAUCUUUAAACCUUUACCUGAACAAGACAAACACAUCAGAAGUGUGCUGACAAAGGGAGUCGCUGGCAUUGGAAAAACAGUCUCUGUACAGAAGUUCAUUCUGGACUGGGCUGAAGAGAAAGAGAAUCAGGACGUCCACCUCAUAUUUCCACUUCCUUUCAGAGAGAUCAAUUUGAUGAAGAACAAAACACUCAGUCUUUUAGAUCUUCUUCAUCUUUUCUUCCCACAAACAAAAGAAAUGGAAAUCUUCAGUGAUGAAUAUAAAGUGUUGUUCAUCUUUGAUGGUUUGGAUGAGUGUCGUCUGUCUCUGGAUUUUCACAGCAGUGUGAGGUUGUGUGAUGUAAGUGAAUCAAGCUCAGUGGACGUGAUGCUGACAAACCUCAUCAAGGGGAAUCUGUUUCCAUCUGCUCUCAUCUGGAUCACCUCCAGACCAGCAGCAGCUGAUCUCAUCCCCUCUGAGUGUGUUGAUCGAGUCACAGAGGUACGAGGAUUCACUGAUCCACAGAAGGAGGAAUACUUCAGGAAGAGAAUCAGUGAUGAGAGUCUGUCUGAUCAAAUCAUCUCACACCUGAAGUCAUCCAGGAGUCUCUACAUCAUGUGUCACAUCCCAGUCUUCUGCUGGAUUUCAGUCACUGUUCUAGAGAGAAUGUUCAGUGAAUCAGAGAGAAGAGAGAUCCCCAAGACUCUUACUCAAAUGUACACACACUUCCUGAUCAUUCAGACAAACAUCAAACAUCAGAAGGACUAUGAGAAGAAAGAUGAAGACAUGAUCUUCAAACUGGGGAAACUGGCUUUUGAGCAGCUUGUGAAAGGCAAUCUGAUCUUCUAUGAUGAAGACCUGAGAGAGUGUGACAUUGAUGUAGCAGAAGCAUCAGUGUACUCAGGAUUGUGUACUCAGAUCUUCAGAGAGGAGUUUGGUUUGUAUCAGGGGAAAGUUUACUGCUUUGUUCAUCUCAGCAUCCAGGAACAUCUAGCAGCUCUUUAUGCUCACAUUUCCAUCACAAUCAACAAACAAUAUGUGUUUAAACCAGGUCGGUUUUCUAAAGUUUUGGGCAGAUUAAAACAUAAAUCACCAGAAGAGGAUUCAUUAUCUGAGUUACAUCAUCGAGCUGUAAAUGAAACUUUAAAGAGUAAGAAUGGACAUCUGGAUCUUUUCCUGCGUUUUCUUCUGGGUCUUUCACUGGAGUCCAAUCAGAUUCUCUUACAGGAUCUACUGACACAGAUGAGAAGAUGCUCCUACAAGAAAGAGAAAACUGUUAAGUACAUUAAAGAGAAGAUGAAUGAGAAUCUGUCUCCAGAGAAAUCCAUCAAUCUGAUUCACUGUCUGAAUGAACUGGGUGAUGAUUCACUGCUGCAGGAGAUUCAACAUUAUGUGAAAUCUUCAUCAGUAGGAGAGACCAAACUCUCCUCUUCACAGUGGGCAGCUUUAGUUUUUGUGUUGUUGACGUCUGAGCAGCAUUUGGAUGAACUUGAUCUAAAUAAAUUUAUUGGAUAUAAAAAUAAAGCAGAUGAAGUUCUUGUGAAACUGCAGCCUGUGAUUAAAGAAACCAAAAAACUGAAGUUUUGUGGUUGUAAUAUCACAGAUGAAGGUUGUGUUGCUCUGACUUCAGCUCUGAGAUCAAACCCAUCACACCUGAGAGAACUGAAUCUGUUUGAUAAUAAUCUCACAGAUUCAGGAGUGAAGCUGAUCUCUGAUCUACUGAAGAAUCCUGACUGUAAACUGAAGAUACUGAGGUUGAGUGGUUGUUAUAUCACAGAUGAAGGUUGUGUUGCUCUGACUUCAGCUCUAAGAUCAAACCCAUCACACCUGAGAGAACUGAAUCUGUCCUAUAAUAAACUAAAAGAUUCAGGAGUGAAGCUGAUCUCUGAUGUACUGAAGAAUUCUGACUGUAAACUGGAGAGACUGUGGUUGAUCAGGUGUUUUACCACAGAUGAAGGUUGUGUUGCUCUGACUUCAGCUCUGAGAUCAAACCCAUCACACCUGAGAGAUCUGGAUCUGUCUGAGAAUAAACUCACAGAUUCAGGAGUGAAGCUGAUCUCUGAUCUAAAAGAUGAUCCACAUUAUAAACUAGAGACAGUACGGACUGAUUAUCAGAGACGUUAAAGAUGUAAAGAUGUCUGAUCUUCAGUAUGAUCUGCUGGUGAAUAAGAAGACACAAUAGUGACAUCACUUCCUCUUAACCGUAUGAGUUGAUUAUUCAGUACAGGAUCUGAUCUGUGACUUUAUUUAAAUCUGACUUUGAAGUGUUGGAGGUAAAUCUUCAUCCUAACUCAGCUUCUGUCUACACAUUUCCUAUAAGAGCGAUUUAUCAGUCAGUGUAAGAGGAGCAAGAAAUCUCAUAGGAUCAUAAACUGAAGUAAAUACUGACAAGAUUCCUCUUCUUCUACACUGUUGGGGUUUUUAACUUCAUCUUAAACUGAAAUGUGUUCAAGUUCAGCAAAACAUUGAAGACUUGCAGCUCAUUUAUCUAUAAAUCCAAAUAUUGGACGUCUUUGCUUUUGUGUUCUUCAGGAUCUGACUGCAGGACUUUUUGAUGAUUAUCUGAUCAAUUAAAAAAAAAGUUCAGACACUGAAUGAAAU